Molecule: messenger RNA, 597 nt
Organism: Ophidiomyces ophidiicola
Lineage: Eukaryota; Fungi; Ascomycota; Eurotiomycetes; Onygenales; Onygenaceae
Exons: 1
Coding region: 1-597 (198 amino acids)
Source: RefSeq, a predicted model, not a curated record
AUGCAGCUUCGAGAUUCAGCUUGGACCGUUUGCUCUUGGGUGCAUUCAAUUUCGACUAUACUAAAUAUCAAGAAAAUCCCAAAUCCACCCUCUCCUACGGUUUCCUGGCUACUUGCCCAUCGUGAACCGAGACAAGCGCAAGCACGCGGGCGCGCACCACUCGCUUCUUUAUACCGCAUGUACGAAUACUUCGUUACUGGCCACUACCUUGGCCUUAGAACCGAAAUCGAGUUCUUUUUCAACAGGUCCGACUGGCGAGUGUCCGAUAUACCAGACCCUGCCGAUCCGGAUCCAGAACGAUAUGCACUUCUCGCCGUUAUGCCAACUUGUAUGGUGCGAGCCUUCAACCGAUUGAUCGAGAGGGGUCUACCUCGAAAUGCACCUGCUAUCAUUAUGGGAAGCGACGAGCUCGAUGAGUUGCAGUCACGCCCACGAGUGCUCGAAACGAUACCAGCAUGGUGUGCUAAAGUUCCCAGGCUGAACACAACACUCGUCAUUCCCGGCAAAGAUGGUGAAGUUCCUACUAGCGACGUUGCCAGCUCUGAGUUCCUAGAAAAAAACAUUCUUGCCUGGGACCCUCCCGUUUACUUCGUUUGA